Messenger RNA from Protopterus annectens (West African lungfish), 3400 nucleotides. It is a transcript of the gene CCHR3.PART1H19orf12, whose product is annotated as chromosome chr3.part1 C19orf12 homolog. The coding region runs from base 205 to 633 and encodes 142 amino acids. The record is from RefSeq and is a predicted model, not a curated record. The transcript is spliced from 4 exons. NCBI's taxonomy places the organism in Eukaryota, Metazoa, Chordata, Ceratodontiformes, Protopteridae.
GACGUAAGUGGGAAAAAAAAGUGUGUAUAGCGCUAAGAAAAUCUGCCUGCGGGCGCUCUUGCUUGUCUGUAGACAAAUUAGUUCACUGCCAGGGAACAAACUAGGCUAGUCAUUCGUUUUGUCCUACAAGUUAGCGUCCGUUGUUGCAACAUAAAACGGCCUUUGCUCUGUGUCUUCUUCGCUGUCUAUUACCAGCCUGUCAGGAUGCCUGUUCGGAUGGAUGAUGUGAUGCGUUUAGCUUGUCAUCUUGCAGCAGAGAGAAAAAUGAAAGCUGCAGUUAAGGGUUCUGCAAAAGGUGCAAUGGUAGCUGGUGCUGCAGCCUUUGCUGGGGGCCUUUUGGGUGGUCCACCUGGAUUGCUGUUGGUAGGUGGUGUUGUCGGUGGGCUUCUUGGUGCAUGGAUGACAAGUGGACAGUUUCAGCCACUGCCUCAGAUUAUAAUGGAAUUACCUGCUGUUCAAAGGCAGAAACUCUGUGAUGAAAUAUUUGCUAUUGUCCGACAUUUAGACUGGGUAGAUGCAGCCCAGCUGAUUGCACUAGUGAUGGGGAAUGCAGCCCUUCAGCAGAGUGUGGCAGCUGCAUUAGUUUCAUUUGUCUCUCAACAGUUGAAGGCAGAAGUGCAGUAUGGAGACUAAUUUAGUCUUGACUUUUUGAACUGUCAUUCUGUGACUAUAGUGUUUGGAACUGUAAAGUGUUCACAUUUAUGAAGUAAUAUGUGCUGCAACCAAAACAAAAAAGGUUGCAGAAAUUGGUUGCCAUAUUGGAAAGUAGGUUUAGUACUGAUGUUUCAAAGACUUAAUUUAUACAGGUGAGUGUUUAAAAUACCUGCUGUGAGGCUGUGCUGUCACAUACCACUUGAUGGUUUCCUGCGUUCACUUCACUGCAUCUGGAAACUCCAGUCUUACAACAUCAUAGAGAUAAAGUGAUGUUUUGCCAGCCAUCUGCAUUUUGGUACACUUUGUCAGGUAAUUUAAAUGUGUUUAAAACUUACUGAUAUUCAAGAAUUUAUCCCAGCAGUGUGGCUAGCCACCCGGCAGUGUAAACAUUGGCUCCAGAUGCAUGUCACUGUUGAAGUGACAGCCUGAUCCCAUGUGCAAAAAUGGGUGGAAAAAGGUUGUGACCUGAUGGAUGGAUGGAUUCAAGAAUUUAUCCGCAGCACAACAAAAAUUUCAUUUCUUGUAUAGAGAAGGAAUAGAUUACCAUAUUAUAUGCUUUUUGCCCUCCAUCAGUCUGCUUAAAAGAAAAAAAAAAAUAAUUUGCUAAAAGGGAAUACAAUAUCUUUGUGGCAAAGGCAUCUGUAGUACUGUGUUGUAAACAGUAUGUUGAUCAGUGUAGAAAGUGUCCACCCAGUCGUUGUUGCUGGGGCCAUGCUUUCUGAGAGCACUUGCAUCUAAGAGUAAAGCAAAUGUUGUUGUAAUCUGGGAUUAUCAUAAAGUCCGAGUAUCAGGUGUAUGCUGAAAAUCAGUGUGUGGCAAUGUGGUUCGUAAUUCUUGCUAUAUUACUUCCGAUGUGCAGAACUAAGGUACCACAGAUAUUACCUGGUGGAUGGUAGAGGUUUUGCUGAAGGAUAGAUGUGUGCUAUAAGAUUUUAUCAGCAUUUGAUCAUAAUACUACUGUUGUGUAUACUAUUUUGUCAUUUCCUCCACUUUACGACUCUGCUCGUUCAGAAGUCUUUUAUUCCUAUAUUAGUAUGCCCUUGGAAAUAGCUUAUGUAAAGUAAGGGACAUUACAUUGAAGGGAGUAUGGAGCACCCCCCCCCUUUGAAAAACACUUCAUUUUGAUCAUUCUUAAGAGUUCACCUUGCCAAGCUCCAUUUUGUCAAAAAAGAUACAAUGAGCUAAAAUAAAAGCAUACACAGACUGUAAAGUGAGCUGACGGGGCAAGUAAUCAAGUGUGCAUCUGUGUGCUUGGGAUUCAUUAUGUGGAGAGCUUGUUUCCCUAUCUGUGUUGUUUUUCUAGGGGGUUCAUAAGUAAAUACCUUGCCUUAUAUGAGUGAGACAGAAAUAGACUUUUUGUUUUUAAAUCAACUCAUGUUUGGUUGAAGUUAGUAUAUAUAUUUCAACAGUAUCCUAGGGAUCUGGAGGCAAGAAAGUCACUUGUUGCCCCAGAGUUCCUUAUUCUUGAAGUUACUGUAUUUAGUAAUGUGGUGUAGGGAGAUUGCUCCAUUAAAGUGUGUGUGUGUGUGUGUGUGUGUGUGUGUGUGUGUGUGUGUGUGUGGUAUGUGUGAUGUGUGUGGUAUGUGUGAUGUGUGUGGUAUGUGUGAUGUGUGUGGUGGGUUCAACAAUGCAUGCCAUCAACUUUCAGUUUUGAUAAUUACCAGUACAGUGUAUGAUGGCGCAGUAUUUAAAUUUAGAUCCCAUUUUCCAUUUCCAUCAACCUCCUACUUGGUGACUCUUUCAUUUUGCCCAUAUUGUUCUGAAUAUUUUUUACUAUAGCCUGUCAUAAGACUUGGCAGAAAGCAAGUUUUAUCCAAAUUGUAGUGGUUGUUCCCUUUUAUUUUAUUACAGUUCAUCUAAUACAUUCAUUUUUUCAUUUAGUUGAAAUCUGUAAAACUAGUAUGAUUUUAUAUUAAUUUACUGCAUAACAUUAUGAUCAAGGCUGUUGCCCCACCACCACCAAAAAAAGAAUGCAUGUAUAUAGAGCGGGACCAAGGGUUUAAAACUGAAAAAGGUGUUGUGCUUCCUGGCUGUGGAGUAACUGGGAGAUGGAAUGUAAACAGUCAGGGUGCAGUGGCACAGCCUACUACUUUAGUGUUGCAGGGGCUUUGCUCGCCCUUAGAAGAUUGCAUAUUUUGUUUUAAACGCCUUGUUCUCUGAUUUGGUUUUGAUAUAUUGCUCUUUUUAGAAAUAGUCUUUCAAGUUCCAAACACUGUAAUAGAGACUUCAUCAUUUUUGUCUGACGUUUUAACAUUUGGGAGCUGAUGUAGCAUAUAUACUGUGGAGAACAUGCAGACAGUAUUUUCUCAUUGAAAAUACUCGGGACUGGAUGCUGAGUUAUUCUCUCAUUACUCUACUUUCAGUUUAAAAUCUAAAUGAACAAGCUGCAGGAAUUCAGUUUUUGAUUUAUGUUAACAUUGGUGCCUCAAUCAUAAACAUCUUGGCUGCUAUUUUAAUAUGUACAAAUAAUUAUCUAGUUGAUGAAACUAAAAAUAAUGGAUUAUUUCAUCUGAAAUUUUAGUAUUUUCUGUUUUAAUCUGAGUUUGGUAUUAUUAGUAACUUAAAUGUUUCAUUUUGGUACAGAAUUGCUGCCAGCAACACUCUGAACUGUUACAUAACACUAACUUUGAUUAUUUUGGAUAACUUGCAUAUUAAUAUUUUUAUGUAAAAUGCCCUCUGAUGCUGAAAGUACCUUAAAAGAGCAAGAGAGUUUAAAGAUCAUUAAAAGUAAAUAUUACACAAAGUA